GCGAGCAGCGGCGGCGCCCCUGUGAGCCGCCAGUGGCAGCAGCCGGGAGUCUUUGUGGCGCGGUCUCCUUCGUGAAGUGAUUGACGGUGAAGAAAAUCAUCGGUUAACGGCGCAAGCUAAACGAUGUCCCUUAGAUCAUGGGCCAAACCAUUUGUAUCUGCUCUCGCGGGACAAUCACCAUUGAUAAUAAGCGCUACUUCUUUAUCCAGAAGCUGGACGAAGGGGGAUUCAGUUAUGUGGAUCUGGUGGAGAGUGUUCAGAAUGGCAAGUUCUAUGCCCUGAAGCGCAUCAUCUGCCAUGACAAAGAAGAUCGCAAAAAUGCGCUUAAUGAGGUGGAAAUGCAUCGGAUGUUCAACCACCCAAACAUCCUGCAUUUAGAAGCUCACUGCAUCAUGGAUAAAGGUCCGAAGUGUGAGGGCUGGCUUCUGCUACCUUAUAUUAAGAACGGCUCAUUGUGGAUAGAACUGGAGAAGCUCAGGGAUACCAAUUGUUUCAUGCCUGAGGAACGCAUCUUGAAGAUUUUCCAUGGAAUCUGCAGAGGGUUGAAAGCCAUCCAUGACAAGGGCUAUGCACACAGGGACUUGAAGCCCACCAAUGUUCUCUUAGAUGACAAUGAGCAACCUGUGCUGAUGGAUCUGGGAUCAAUGAAUAAGGCAAGAAUUGAGGUGAAAGGGUCACGAGAGGCUAUGACAAUCCAGGACUGGGCAGCCCAGCGUUGCACCAUAUCGUACCGAGCUCCUGAACUCUUCAACGUGGCAAGUCACUGUAUCAUAGAUGAGCGCACAGACAUUUGGUCCCUAGGGUGCGUGUUAUAUGCUAUGAUGUUCCUAGAAGGACCAUAUGAUGGCAUCUUUCACAGGGGAGAUUCCGUUGCCUUGGCUGUGCAGAAUGUAAUAACCAUUCCAGAAGGCUGCAGGUACACACAGGCCCUGCAACAUCUGCUAACUUCUACAAUGGUGACUAACCCCCAAGAGAGACCAAAUAUUACCUGGGUCCUGAAUCAGACCAAACAAUUACUGCAGAUAGAAGCCGUCCAGGAGACUAAAUUGGCCUGAUUUCAGUAGCACAGAUACUGCUCAAGUGCUCGGGUUUCUCAGCUAUCAGACCCUGGACGCUGCUGUACAACAUAGCAAAAGCCUACUAUCAGCAACUGUGGCAAUGGACCAGGAUAGGACUUUACAUGUUAAUUUUGCUCCUGAAUUGUUUGUGCUUGGCUCAAAGUUGAAGGACAGGGAUAAAGAAUUGUAUGUUCUUUUUCCUUUCUUUUCCCAAAGGCAAUCAGCUGCUCAUUUUGCUCCAUUACCUCUUCCUGUGCUUUUUCACAUUCGUGCAUUUGAAUCAGUCUUUGUCCACCAAAUCUACAACCUCUUUCUUUCUUAUGUUGAAGAACAUUGGAACAUCCUUAAUAGUUUUACUCCUUUUGACGCAAAAAGGAUGUGUGUGUUGGUAAUUGGUUUCUUGACCAUACAUUGAGUGUGUGUGUUAAUGAGGGUAGAGAUUGCCAUUGCCUGAAAUAAUGUGUUCACCACCUACCUUCAGUCUGUUAGGAAAUAUUUGUCAAUUGUCUUCCUCCAGAAGGAAUUUUAAAUCAUAUCUUAGUAGCCAGGUGGCAGCAAAUUAUCCAAGAUUGUGUAGCAUGUUCUUAACCACGUGUAGCGACCAGCCAGAAUGCAGACUGAGUGAUGUUCUUCCUUCCUUCCCUCCCUCUUUUUGUUUUGCACCCCCCACUCCCAUCCUGUCAUUGUAAGUUUCUUGGGUUGAUUAUAACCAAAAGGUUUGUUGUAAAGCUAUCCCCAAUAUCACUGUAUCUUGGUGGACGGAUGUGGCAGUUGUACUGGAGAGAACCUGUUUACUGUAAUCUCUUUUAAGGCACUGAACUCCUCCCCUUCUGCUGCAAGGCUGGUGCAGUGGUGUUGAUAUUCACUCUGCUUGCUCUUUCAUGAUGCACCGAUUCCAGCUAAGCUGUGCAGAGCUGACAAGUUGGCAAGAAAGUACUGAUAUAGAGGUGGCCUUGUACUUGCACAGUCAGGGGGCUAGAUGUGAUUGUUGUACUGCCAUUUUCAUGCUUGUGACUGAGAGGGCUACCUUGAUAAUCCGAAGUUAUGUCAGCAAUGUGUGUAAUAACUUUUUUUUAAACCUGUCACGUUGCAACAUCACCUUGUCCCUCAUGCCCCCAAACCAGCUUGCAAUGUUCUUUAAAGUAUGCUGUUAAUAUUGCAGUUUGAGCCUCCGAUUCUCUGUAGGUACAUAUUUCUAUCUCCACUAUCCUUUUUGGAAAACCAUCAGGGAGGCUGGUUCAUCCUGACCGUCUUUUUUCAAUGUUUCUCCACUGGCACCCAAAGUUGAACACUUGGGAAUUGCAAACUGGGUCUGCUUCUCAUCAACUUUGACCUUGACCUUCUCAAAAAUAAUUGAAUACCAUCAUCUACUGAUGACCAAAAUACCGUGUGUAUCUUUUGUUGCGUCAUCAAGCUGAAGUUAACCCAGGCUCCACGAACUGCUUAAAUCUCAAAAUUGUUCCUUCCCGUGUCUUCGACAGGAAAUAAAAACUGAUCUGGAAUAAACUGAAUAAAUCUUUUCCUUAGUGCCUCUUUGCCCAUUUAGGGGAUCGUUGAUUUUUCAUUCCAUCUCUCUGGUCAUUUAUUUUAGUGCCAGCUUCCUUACAUCUCUUCAGACCAGUGCAGGGAAAUAAUAGAGGGAAAGAGAUGAUAGAGUAGCUAUAAUUUUCAACCUACAACAUCACAGAAUAGUACAAUACAGAACAAGGCUAUUUGGCCUAUUUAAUCCCGGUCAGCUUUCGAAGAGCACCUGACUGCACCUCAUCAAAGUAGACAAUCCUUUCUGGAAAUAAAAAAUCCAUUCAGUCACCAGCUCAGCACCUGAAGGUUUUUAUUCACUUCUGCAAGUGGCACUGUGAACCCACAAGACCUCUUCAAUGAAAACCCUUUGUCGUGGUUAAUGCUUUGGUUCGCGGGCAGAGUGCAUGACUGGUAUGAUAAUGAUCGUCUUCCUUCCUCUUUUCCACGCCUCUCAACUGUAACAAUUCAAAGCCACAAUGUUCAUGGUGAAUCUACAAAAAUAAAUCUGAAAUAAUUUAAGAAAGAGUGAGGAGAUAGGACUGAUUCCUGUGCUGGAAUUCUUUUCCAGUUUUCCUAACGAGUAAAAGUAACAUUAGAUAAUUAGGUGGCUUCCCACUUUCCCAAUGUGCUUCCCAGCAUGAUACAGUAAAACCACUGAUAAUCAUCACAUAAGAAUUUUGUUCGGACCAUGAUCACACGAAAAAUUCCAGUACUGGAAAGCUAAAUCACCCAAAAUGUUGGCACUACAGUUAGCAUUUCAGGUUGAAACUCCAAGGCCAAAUAGGAACAGCAUAUAAGCAAGUAAUAAAGGUUAAGGAAAUAACAGGGGAAGCCUAUGCCAUCAUACAAUAGUACAGCACAGAAGGAGGCCAUUUAGUCCAUCAGAUUCCUGCCAACCUUUGUGAAAAGUAAUCCAGUUUGUUCCCUGUCCUGCUUUCGUAAUUGGAAUGGGGAAAAUUCUGGGGAUUUUACCAGGUUUACUUUUGAAGGCCACUGUUGAAUCUGUUCGCUAAUUGCAUUAAAUCUGUGCUGUCUGGUGUGGAUCUUCCAGCCAUUACAACUAGUUUUUCUUAACUUGUACCUCCACGAUGUUAAACAUCGCUGUCAUAUCACCUCUGCCUUCUCUGCUUGAAGAAAAACAACCCCACAAUAUGCUAAUGAUUUAGAAAUCAAGUAUCACUUUUUUUUGUGUGUAAACAAAAUGCCGAGCAGUAGAGCACACUUUUCAGAACCUGAAUGUAAACGUAGCUCAGCAUUUGAGAUUUGACCUGCUUUCUGUUCGUCUGUGCUGUGGAGCUGGGGAGGGGAUGAGCAAUUUUGCGUUUGUUGCAUUCUCUGAAGGGGCGUUUUAUGGUUUAUGGUGACAUCCUCCCUGAAUGACUAAUGGGUGUGUAUUAGAUUAUGAGAGGCUUUUUGCCUUUGAGGGAAAGUCCUUGUGAGAGGUAUAAAAAAAACCAGACAGUCAAUAGGUAACACUGAGUCAUAAGCAUUGGACAUGGAUGCAUGUUACCUCUUUAUUCUUUGUGUAGGGAGAGACUUAAUGUAUGGAAUGAACUUUCUGGUGGGACCCUUAAUCGACAUGGACAACCUUUUGUUGGGGUCUCCUUAGUAUCUCUCUUGUGUCAGCUUUGCUUAGUUGGCAGCACCUGCAACUUUGGAGGUGAGCUCUAGCUUUCUAUUCUGUUCUAAAAUCUCAAGCACAUCAUCUAGGCUGGCAGUUCAGAUCGUUUCUGUUGGUUUUGUCCUCCAGAUGUAAAAUAUCUGUCAGCUUAUUGAAGCAGGUUUUGUAACUUCUGACUUUUUAAAGUAACACGAUCAUUUUAAUAUGACUCUGUUUGUUCAGGCAGCUUUAAUUUCAAUAUGGCUGUUGCCUAGCUGGCAACAGCUAUUGCCCCUCCAUUUGUAGUCAGUGAGUUGUUACGAUCUGGAAUGCAGUGAAGCGAAAGGUGGAUGGAUCUGGUUUUAUUAGUACCUUGCAAAAGGGAGUUGGGUCUGUGCUGCUAAAAUAGUCCUGAAAUGGCUGAGAGAAGAAGCAGUAAGUGCGAUUUAAUUGGAUAGGUCUACCAGAGAGCUGGCACAGAUACAGUGGGUCAAAUAGCCACUUUCUCUUCAUAAUGUGGGAGAUGGUCAUCUCAGUUGGCUGUAGGACUGCUUUGCAAUGCAGAGUGAUGCCAACAGCAGGAGUUUAGUGCCUGCACCAGCUGAGGUUGCCAUGAACGUCCUCCCUUCCCUACCUCUCCCCUCCAUGUGAGACAUGGUAACCCUCACGUUAAACCACUACCAGUUCUUCCCACUUCUGCUGUCUCACUAUGGGAGAGCAGCCCAUGGUCUGGUAAAACUAAGGCAACUUUGCUAAUUUUACUCCAUGAAGUGCUGCUAAAUUUGUGAAGUGCUAAUAUAUUCACAGCUAUUUAGCAGUAUUAUAAUAGUAGAUCUUUUUCAGAAACCUGUUCAUGAAUCAAAAUGUUUGAUUAAGGUGAAAGAUCCCAAGAAUGAAGAGAGAGUAAGCAAGCAUGUGCCCUUUGUUAAGCUGAUGUAUAUAUUUUUCCAUUUAGCAUUUUGCAUUUCCUUUGUAAAGCUAGAAUGAAACCAUACCAGAAAAACCUGUCUAAAGUGAUUUACUACAGUUAUGUUUAUCAAGUAAGUUAUUUAUUUAAAUUGCUGUCUAUAGCCCAUCAGCCUUAUCUCAUUUGUUUGGUGUCUGCACAAAAUGACCAUCACAUGCCAGUAUUUCCCUGCAGAAACAUUCAAAAUAAAAGAGGAUGCAAAAUGAA
Stegostoma tigrinum is the source of this 5353-nucleotide messenger RNA. It is a transcript of the gene stk16, whose product is annotated as serine/threonine kinase 16. The coding region runs from base 138 to 1055 and encodes 305 amino acids. The record is from RefSeq and is a predicted model, not a curated record. Gene Ontology annotation, cellular component: Golgi apparatus; cytoplasm. Gene Ontology annotation, biological process: protein phosphorylation. Gene Ontology annotation, molecular function: ATP binding; protein serine/threonine kinase activity. The transcript has 8 exons. Lineage: Eukaryota; Metazoa; Chordata; Chondrichthyes; Orectolobiformes; Stegostomatidae.